CAUUUGAUUAGAAGAUAAUUCUGAACAAUUUCCAAUUUGUUGUCCUUGAUCUUUUAUUUUACUUACCUUGAUAAGUAAAAUGGCCUUAGUGUUUGAUUGCAUUCAGAGGGAGUUAAAAGAUAUUUAUUUUGAGCGAGAGGCAACAGUCUUCGUGGUUACAUAUUCCAAUCUGUUUACAUUCAAAUCCAGUUAUUUUGAUCGUCGUACAAAAGCUGAUAUUUCUGUAGCUUAAAAAUGAGCAUUAAUAAAUUAGGAAAGUCAAAUUUUCCUAUCUACAUUGUUGAUGCUUUUACGAAAAGUCCAUUUCAUGGAAAUCCAGCAGCAAUCUGCUUAGUACCGUUUGAUUAUAAUCUUUUAGCUGACUAUUGUUUAAAAGCACACAUAUAUUAUCCAAUAUCUCCAUAAUUUGAAUAUUCUGUUAUAUUGCAUGGAUAUUGAAAGAAUAUUGCAGAUCAUCAUUUUUUAUCUAGGUUAUAAUUUAUUAGUAUGCUGGGAAUGAUUUGAAACAGAAAAUUGCAGCUGAAAUGAAUCUUUCAGAAACUGCCUUUUUAAAAAUCAUAAACAAAACUGAUAGCUUUCAAAGUGGUAAAUGUUUUUCUUUAAGUUGGUUCACUCCAUCUUCUGAAGUCCGUUUGUGUGGCCAUGCUACACUGGCCACUGCUGCUGUUUUGUUUAAGGAGUGUAAUAAUGAAAACCAGAUUAUUGAAUUUGAGACUCUCAGUGGAAUUUUGAAGGCUGAAAGAGUGCAAAAUAACAGAAUACAGCUUAAUUUACCUGCUUUUGAAUCAAAUCCAGUGAAUGUAGAAUAUGAAAAACUUGUUAAGAUCUUUUCAAAAAGUUUGCCUGUCAAAGAAGCUGUUUUAUCAGUUUCUAAGAAUAUAUUAAUUCGAUUAUCUGAUACAAUGACACGAAAAGAAUUUGAAGCAAUCACAACAAAUGACUCUGAGCUGUUAUCUGCAGCAAGUGGUAUAAUAGGUGUCAUAUUGACUGUAAAAGCAUCUGGUGAACAGUGUAUUGAUGAUGAAGGAAACAGUUAUGACUUUUUGUCUCGUUACUUUGCUCCUUGGUAUGGCGUAUCUGAAGAUCCUGUUUGUGGUUCAGCACAUUCAGUACUUACUCCAUAUUGGGCUAAAAUUUUAAAUAAAGAAAAAUUUUAUGUUCGCCAGUGUUCCCGCCGUGGAGGAGAACUUCACAUUGAGCUUCUAAAGGACAGAAUUCUUCUCAGUGGCAAUGCUGUUGUUGUUGUCAGAGGACAAAUAUCUUUUUAGAAUAUUAUUAAUUAUUGCUGUCCAUCCAGAAAAAAAAAGUAAAUCGAAAUACAUAUAUAUACAAGUAACAUACAACAAUAUAUUAUGUAAAUAAAAAUAUCAAAUGUGUAAGGCCAUGGAAAAAUUCAUAUAAAAAUAUUCUUCAAUUUGAUAUUAAUAUGAAUUUGUGGUGUUUUAGAUUUGUCACAGUUCUCGUAAUAAAUUUUAUAUCGACAGAUUUCAAAUGAUUGUUGUUGCAUGAAUGCUUAUUGUAUUUUAAUGUCACAUUAUUCCCUUUAUUGGCAUGCUCGUAUAUCACAAGUAAAGCAAUACAUUAAAUUACUGCUGUUUGAUAUUGUUAGUGAGGGUAAUGGCUGAGUCACCAUAUCUCUCUCCAAAUAACAAAAUGAUUAUUUAGUUUAUUUGUAGUUCCUUUAUUAAAUAAUGUAUAUUUUUAAUUCCUUGCAAAUUAUUUUUGCUUAUAUUGUGAAGUUGGCUAUAAUACUUUCCAUCCACAUAACACUAGAUCAGAAGUGGUGAACUUUUAAGUAUCAACAUGCCAUUUUUUUCUGAAGAAAUGUUUAAUGAGGUAUAGACAUGCCGUUAAAUAACUUUGACUUGUGAUUAUUGGGAAAAUAAUAAAACUAAAUAAUAAAAACUCAAAAUCUUUAUUUACUGUGAAAAAAUACAUUUUUUAUUGUAUAGUAGCAGUAAAUGUUUUAUUAAUACAUAUAAUUCAAAUAAAAAUAACAUUCGUGUGACUUCUGUUGUUGCAGAUUAAAUGACUAAUAACUUAGAUUAGGAUCGUAAGAGGUUUUUUUUAGCAGAAUGCAUGCUGAAUUGGAGUCAUCUGCCAAACGGUUUUCAAACGAGUCUUUAAUGUUAUUCAUCUCUGGAAAUAAUGACUCACAUUCAUAAGUAGAUGAAAAUAUGGUUAAAAUAGCAUAACCCAGCUUUUUCAACUGUUAAAUGCAUCUGGAAUCAAAUUCCAUGUUUCCAAAUUUUUGU
Messenger RNA from Argiope bruennichi, 2255 nucleotides. Its product is annotated as phenazine biosynthesis-like domain-containing protein. Bases 525 to 1268 code for a protein of 247 amino acids. Gene Ontology annotation, biological process: biosynthetic process. Gene Ontology annotation, molecular function: isomerase activity. NCBI's taxonomy places the organism in Eukaryota, Metazoa, Arthropoda, Arachnida, Araneae, Araneidae. Gene Ontology annotation, cellular component: cytoplasm. The record is from RefSeq and is a predicted model, not a curated record. The transcript has 10 exons.